AAAAGCUGCGCCCUUUUGAGGGCAUCCCACCAGUACGGCCAGAAUGGCAUCUUCCUUCGCUUGGCUUGCCCUCAUCCUGGGCCUCGGAGUCACUGGCGCCUUGGAUUAUAAUAUCCAAGCUAAUAGCAGCAAACUUCUGAGGGUUCUCAAUGCUUCGGCUCCGGUUCAAGAGCUAAAAUACCACAUCGAUGUCUGGCGAAAUGAGGAAGCUUUGGUCGCCGUGGAAGCCACCCUGGAGUCUGUCAUUCGCUCGGAAAUCGGAGGAAAUUGGGAGCGGGGCUGGCUCGUCCUUCAACUGGCAAAUCAAGCCAGGACCCCGGAGCUAAAGGAGGCCAUAUACAGUGCUCUCUGGAAGGAGCUGCAGCAGACCACGCAGAUCUACGAUCCAGCCAAGAUCCUGGAGUUUCAUGAGCAGCUGUCUCUGCAUACGGAUGUGCCACAGGAACUUUUGGAACUGAUCUAUCGUGCCUUUAUCAACCGCAGUGCCCAGUUGUUGGAGGCUCCGUUCCACACACGCAGUCGAGUGGCCACAUUUCCAUUGGUAGACUCACUAGUGCAUCGCCUAACAUUCAGCACUUUGGAUUAUCUGAGGGACAUCCUGGAAGCUCUCUACGAUGCCGUUUUGGCCCUGGAAACGCCAUUGAGCGUGGUGGAGCGGCUGGGCAACUUUUCGGCCAGUUUGAUUCAGUUGGCGGAGGCUAAUCUUCAAUUACUUGGCAGGGAGGAGCUGAAACGUGCAGAUACGCAGGUGCAGCUGGCUGUGCAGAGCAACCUCAGAAACUUACUGGCACAUCCUGAUUUCGAGCUGCAAGUGCCGUACUCUCUGCAAUCAGAAAUCUAUGAACACCUUCCCCGGGACGAGCAAAUCAUGUACACCGCUCGUAAGGUUUGCAUCCGCAAUGUGACUGAUGCAAAUUCGUAUAUUUACGAAUGCCCGCAGACGUAUUUGAUCUGCAGCAACGCCAGAGAUCCUAAGAAGGCUGCCUAUUUCGUUCAACGUGGGCACAGCAACGACAGCCGCCAGCAGUUUGCUUUCUUCAGCGCUUUUUGGCGGAAUCGCUACAUCCUCAUGGAACCGUUCACAGCAACUGCGAGCAAUGCCAGCCACUCCUCCAUUACCAAAAACGUGUACAGCCGAACUGACAUAAACUGGUGGCGAGUGGUGUACGGAAACGGCGGAAUUUCCUUGUACGAUGCUGCCACUGAGAAAUCCGUUCUGUGUGGCGGAGAUCCCUCGUACUGGGAUGGCGAGGAACACCAUGUUUAUACCCGCCAUGCAUCCGAGUUUUCUGCUCAUCAGACGGAGUGCACCUGGAGCCUGGAAGACUGCAGCGAUGCCGCCUAGCUGAAAGAGGAAGGGAAAGCGGUGCAGCCUUUAUAACAUCCAUAAAUAUUAGCUAUGUUUAUUUUGACUAAUAAGGCACAUGAGAAAAUCA
This is a messenger RNA of Drosophila gunungcola (fruit fly), 1436 nucleotides long. RefSeq lists its product as uncharacterized. The transcript has a single exon. The record is from RefSeq and is a predicted model, not a curated record. Bases 44 to 1345 code for a protein of 433 amino acids. NCBI's taxonomy places the organism in Eukaryota, Metazoa, Arthropoda, Insecta, Diptera, Drosophilidae.